Messenger RNA from Suillus paluster, 2334 nucleotides. RefSeq lists its product as uncharacterized. The record is from RefSeq and is a predicted model, not a curated record. The transcript has 6 exons. Bases 1 to 2334 code for a protein of 777 amino acids. Lineage: Eukaryota; Fungi; Basidiomycota; Agaricomycetes; Boletales; Suillaceae.
AUGUCUCUGCAUUCACCAUCUGAAUAUGACUUUUUCAUUCCGGUCGUGGACAUAUUCACACUCGACACCGAAGUCUCGAUCUCACGCGAUGCAGACUGCCUGUCUCCCACUGCAGCACUUAUUCGUGCCGGAUACCUGGGUCAUGUGCCACAUGCACCGUCCCUUGCAUUUUCACUGCGUACAUUAGAACACUUCCGACUGCUUCAUGCCCGCAAGCCCUCUUUUAGUAUUGAAGCAUUCGCAAAAGUGCUGUGUGAUUCAUACCGGGUGCGGGCGUUUGAUGCCUACCUAGCCAUUCUCCGUGGUGUCGACAAGAAGAUCAAUGAAAUUCUCGGACGUGACACUCCCAACUGGCGCAUUCUCAAUGCCUGCCCCCCUUGCACUUAUGAAUUGGAGGAAGAACCUACUCUCACCUUUGGACGUAUGUAUGUCCUUGAUGGUGGGAACUCGGCCAAAUGGAUGGCAGAAGGUGCACGUAAUCAUGGUGACAUGCGGGAGUAUACUGAGAGUGACUACUUACUUCCCCGCACAUAUGUUGACAAGUUUGCCAAUGAGGUGCAAUCGCGAAAUUUAGAAGCCCUGGACUCGCUGGAAGCUAACGACGAUGAUGAAGAUACCGAAGCAGACCCAACAAGACGCAACAUCGCAUCAGACUGCAGCAAGAACUGGAAGGCUGCUGCGAGCGACGAAAAGAAGCGGAUGUGGAGCAUUUUCGAUGAAACAGGCAUCUUUGUCUCCGCCUGUCACCAUAGCCUCCUUUUGUGGGUAGCAGAUAUGGUUCACAGUGGAGAACUGGCCAAGUACCCCCUCGCAAUUAUAUCUAAAGUUCUCGAGCUCCUCAGCGAGCGCUCUCUCGCAGCCUACGACAUUGGCUGUGGGUUUGCCUCAACAAUCCGCGCCAGAAGCCUCGGGAAGGCAUUUGAGCAGCAAGGCUGCCGUAUCUGUGUCGAUGCGUUCCAUGGAUAUGCACAUAACUACACUUGCCAAACCAAGAAUCAUCCGAAUGGCAUUCAAGGUGCAGGCAUUGAGGACUUUGGAGCCAUUGAGCACUUCUUCAGUGCAUCAAAUGCACUCGCUCCUGUCAUCCGCUAUGCGACUGCCUACCGUCGUUCUGUCUUCCUCAACCUUUUCUUUAAGCAGUGGGAUGACGAUAAAUAUCUUAACCUCGCCACAAUGAUCUAUCACAACUACAAGCAAUCUAUCAACAUUAUAGCAUCAGAGUCUCUUGCCCUUGACGGUGCCAAAGCGUCGCUUGGAAUCCAGGACGGUGAUUUGGAGGCUUGGCAUCAAGAAGAGAUAGAGUAUAUUGCUUGUCUUGGCAAGGAGACCGAGUGGGACAUUCACGCUAUGACAUAUGUCGAGCUUCUUCAGAAGUUGAGGGACGCGCAGACUUGCGCCAGCGAUACUUCCUUGCAGUUUAUAUCUAUGGUGCCGUCCAAUUAUCAAUUCUUGCCCCCCUCACAGGAUGUAUCCUAUUCCGCCAAUGUAUCAGCUACGAGAAAGGUUGAAACUCAUCGUAGGUACCACGCUGAACGCCUCGACACACUUCAACGUGAAGUUGUUGCCUUGGAGGUCAAGAUGGGUGUUGCUCACUGGUGGCAGCCAACCUCGCCAGAGUAUCAAGAAACCAUGAAAUAUAUGGCAAUGCACACCUAUCAGCAUGCCCUCGAUAACCUCCAGCGCCUCGUAGUGCAACAUCUAUUCGAGUUGCAAAAGCUCAACAUCUCUCAGACGGCCUACAAAAUGUGCACGCAUAUCUCGAAGUCCCUCCAGACGCGUUGUCACGCCAUUCAAACUGCCAUCAAGAAAUACAAUGAUGCAGCAUCACAGCUACACCCACCGCGUCCGCCACUUGAAUGGUCCAAGGUGUCUCACUAUAGUUUUCUUGAGGAGUUCAAUCUUCUCCAUGAGAUGCGACAAGACAUCUGCGACAAGAUGUGGGCAAGACCAGCGAUUCGUGAGACAUUGUGGCAAUGGCUAUGCAUACAGCGUGCAAAGGAGGAGAUUGAGAGGUGUAAUGUUGAAGUCCGGCGCUUGCAUAUGUUUAUUGUGGAUGAGGACUGGCACUUCGCUCGUGUUCUUUCUUCACUUGAAGAAUCGCCUUUAUAUUUUGCUGUUCAAGAAUUCUGCAAACACCGGUGGUUGGUCAACUCCCAGCUCCUUGACCGCAUUUUUCAGAUUUACGCACUUUUGGGCUUUAGUGGGGUAGCCUCUCCAGGCUUAAGGAAGGGGCAAGUUGAUCUUGAUGUAGAGGGGGAUGGUAUGGACGGUGAUGACAUGCAGGAUAUCGGGACUUUAGUAGAAUACUUGUCGGAUCUUGCACUUACCCGCUGA